AUGCAAGACACUCUGGCUUUCGAAGCCAGGUUGUCAAGGGGUGUCCCUUGGGCCGCAGCCACAGAAACGGGAGCACCAGAUACGUACAAGAGCUCCCCUCUGGGAGAUGCUGGUGCUCUGGAUCAUAGCAGAGGGACAGCAUGCGGACAGCGCCUGCCCUCUGACGUCUCAGGAGAGGCUUAUGGUCAGCUUUCAGUUCGCCCACACGAGAGCCCCUGGAAGCGGGAACUACAAACCUGUCUCGCCAAGCCGUGGCUGGAAGAAACUCUGGAUACAGAUCAGGGGCAGAGGGUGCUCAGGAGCGGCGUCCAUUCCACCCCGCGGAGGCCGUCGGCGUUAAGUCCAGCAGGCCCUCCCGCAGGAAAGCGCGCAAGGCGGGCAGAGGCAGCGAGUCCUGCAGCGCACACAGGUCCUCACAGCGUGGUAAGAAGUCGGCCGCGCUGUCGCAGCGCAGCUUCACCGAGUCAUCAUGGCCCGAGCGCGGCCUCGGGGACGCUGGCUGUGGACACGAUGCCCACACCCGCCUGGGGGCCCCGGCUCGCCUCCCGGCCCCUCGGGCGCCCACCGCCCGGCGGCUGCGGCCCCGCAGCGUGCGCAGGACCCGCGUCGCAGCCAGAAGACGCAGGGCCCCGGGCCCCAGUUAGGCAGGCCCCUCCAUGCAGCGCUCACUUUGGCGCCGGCCUCAUCGCCCUCCGGGCCGGGGGGCUGCCGUUCCAACCGGGAGGCGGCCCCAUGGGGGCGGGGCUCGAGGACGUCAGUGCACUCGCCGUGCGUCCGCACGCAGCCCCGCCUCCCAUGGGGACCCGGCCUGAGGAGCAGGGCGGCCGGAAAGGACCCCAGUCAUGUUGGACUAGAGCCUACCCAUUUGACCUCAUUUGACCUCAGUUACCUAUUUAAGGGCCUUAUCUCCAAAUACAGUCAUAUUACGAGGUAUUGGGGGUUAAGACUUCCACAUAUUAACCUGAGCAGGACACAAUUCAGCUGAUAAUAGAAGAAGGCAGUGGGAAGUGGA
Balaenoptera musculus (blue whale) is the source of this 1012-nucleotide messenger RNA. RefSeq names its product translation initiation factor IF-2-like. The transcript has 4 exons. NCBI's taxonomy places the organism in Eukaryota, Metazoa, Chordata, Mammalia, Artiodactyla, Balaenopteridae. Bases 1 to 879 code for a protein of 292 amino acids. The record is from RefSeq and is a predicted model, not a curated record.